AUGGAGCAGCCCCGACAGACUCCACUAAGGGAGCAGUCACUGGCGGUUUCGACGCCCGCAACAGGGGUGGUUGGAUCGUCAGAUGCUACGGAAAUACACAAGCCAAUUUUAGACCGGCGUUUUGCGGCAGGCGACAUGGCGAUGCCGCCGCCAACCAUGGCCAUCGAUGACGCGUUGGUUGGGGCGAGCGGCUCAGAAACCGCCCCCGUUUCAGGCGACGAAUCGAAGGAUGACAGUGGCAAUGUAACGGCCGGGAAAGCACCCAAUGGCACAGAGGAUAAUCAGCGUGUUUCGGCGUAUGCGCGCCUUGACUUUGACAGCUUCACGUUUUACGUUCAGACCCUAGAGGUGAUUCUGGGCCGCCGCCCGGAGAAUGGUACCAACAUGGUGGAUGUUCACCUGGGCCCCGCCAAGGCGAUUUCGCGAAGACACGCCAAGAUAUUUUUCAACUUUGCGACCCAGCAAUUCGAGUUGACGGUCAUGGGCCGGAAUGGUGCCUUUGUUUCAGAUGAGUUCGUUGAUAGCGGUUCUACGGUGCCUUUAGAGAAUGGCACGCGCAUUCAGAUUGGUGAAAUCACUUUUACGUUCGUGUUACCUGAGCAGCCUGAUGGUGGGGUUCCUCGCGGCAAGGGUGAAGAUCCGGUCAAGAGUGAGGAUCUGGCUCUGAACCACGGCUCACCUGCCCCGCGACGCAGCCGCAAAUCGGAUAAAGUCGACGCUGCCGACGAAAAUAAUUUCUUCGCUGUACAUGGCGGAGACCGCGGGCCGGCAAGUGGCCCCCCUCCGACUCGCAAAAAGCCCCGGCGGGAAUACAAACCAGAGGAGAUUCCUCCUGAAUACCGAGAAAAGCCCCCGCACUCGUACUCGCACUUAAUUGCUACUGCGUUGCAGGAGCGGGCGCCCAAAUCCGGAAUGUCACUUGCUGAUAUCUACGAGGCAAUCAUGGACAUCUUCCCGUACUAUCGGUACUGCCCGCCUGGAUGGCAGAAUUCCGUGCGCCACAACUUAUCGUCCUCCAAGGCCUUUGAGAAGCUCACAAAAGAGGGCAAGGGCCACUUGUGGGGAUUGAAUCAGGAGCAUCUCGCUGCAAAGGAAGAACAAAAGAAGCGGGCAGCAGCUCGUCAGCUUCGUCAACAGCAACAGCAGCAGCAAGCAGCCCAACAGGCGGCUCAACGUGCAGGGCAGUCUGAAAAGACCAUUGCUGAGCUCGCACAAGAGAUCCCGGCUCGACCACGGCCCCAGACGGGACUAAGCCAAGACACCGUCAAGCUUUUAGGCAGUUUGCAGCAGCGUUUACAGCAACAAUUGGCACUUGCCGGUCAACCUGCCAUUAAUCCUCAAGUUUUGACCAAUGCACUGGCUGUUGUUAUUGCCCAGGCGGCAAAGACGGCUGGAGGCAUCCAAAAUCUUGACACAUUGUUGAAGAAUCCGCAAGCUGCUCAGACGUUGAUGGUGCAGGCGCUAGAACUGAUGAAGAGACAGGCGGCUAAACAUGACGAACAGGAUUCUGGUACAGCGAGUCCUGCUCCGUCUGGUCUAGGAUCUUCGACAGCGGUCCCGACGGCAUCGUCCUCGGAAGCUGCUGCUGCGGUGGCUGUUUCUGUAGCAGCAGGUGUGACAGAGCCUUCUCAAGUUCAGGUACCAGCGCAGGCUCCUCAGGUGUCUGCGCAAGUACCCGAUCAAGCAUCUCAAGCGCCUCAAGCGCCUCAAGCACCCCAAGCACCUGAAGCACCUGCUCAAGUACCUCAAGCGGCGGAGCAGGCACCUCAGGCCCCGGCGCUGGCUCAAGCUCAAGCUCAAGCUCAAGAGGCAGCACCUUCCGGAGCAAGCCCGACACAACCGGCCGCUCCUCAAACUUCAGCCGCAGCCGCGCCACCUUCACUGGAAAAAAUCACCGAGCUCUUGGAAAAGGCCGAAAAAAUUCCAAACCCCACCCCGCAAAUCCAAUCCAUGAUUGAGCAACUCCGCCAACACAAACGGCAGCUCGAACUUAAACGGCCUGCAGAGUCCGAUUUGGAACCCUCAGCUAAACGCUGA
This is a messenger RNA of Wickerhamiella sorbophila, 2037 nucleotides long. RefSeq names its product Fork-head transcriptional regulator FHL1. Bases 1 to 2037 code for a protein of 678 amino acids. The transcript has a single exon. Gene Ontology annotation, molecular function: sequence-specific DNA binding; DNA-binding transcription factor activity; protein binding. The record is from RefSeq and is a predicted model, not a curated record. Gene Ontology annotation, cellular component: nucleus. Gene Ontology annotation, biological process: regulation of ribosomal protein gene transcription by RNA polymerase II. Lineage: Eukaryota; Fungi; Ascomycota; Dipodascomycetes; Dipodascales; Trichomonascaceae.